GUCAGGAGCAUGCUCUUCAGCAGGGUGACUCUACUAUUGAUGACUUCUAUGCACAGAGUUCUGCUAUCUGGCGUCAGCUUGAUUCUCUCCGCAGUGCUGGUUGUCGUACUUGCCCCUGUUGCCAGGCUGUCCAGACCAAUUUGGAGUUUCAUCGCGUCUACGAGUUCCUGUCUCGGCUCCGUAAGGAGUUUGAGCCCCGGCGUGCUCAGUUGUUUGCUCGUGGCCGUAUUUCUCUCAUGGAGGCGCUUUCAGAGAUUCGUGCUGAGGAGACUCGCUUACGUGGUGCUGGUUUGCUGGAGGUUCCCUCUGUGCUCGCUACUCGGGCUUCUUCCACUCCACCUGCUGCACCGACCCAUUCUCGCUCGAGUGCUCCGCCGCUCUUGCCCACUCCUUCUGGAGGCUCAGGUCGCCCCCGUCCACAUUGUGACUACUGCAACAAUGAUGGUCACAUUGAGUCCCAGUGCUACACAAAGCGGAAACACCUGCGCAAGGCGCGAUCAUCAUCCUCAGGGACUUCGUCAUCUCCCUCGACAGCUUCAGCCAUUGCUUUGACUGAGCAGGAUAUUCUGAGACUUAAGCGUCUGCUCGCGGCUUCAGGUUCUUCCUCGACGGGUACUGCUGGUUCUGUGACUGAUGCUUCCCGCACUAAGCAACCGCCCUCUACACAGUCAGGACCGUCGCACGCACACUCUGGUUGGGGCUGGCCCUCGCCGCCGUGAUUCUCAGGGUCUUUGGGAGUUGGACUGGCUUCAUGUUCCUUCCGCUGCCACCACCAUCGCCAGUUCCUCCGCUUCUGUCGCCUCUGUUACUGGUUCCUUCAAGCAGUGGCAUCAUCGACUUGGUCAUCUGUGUGGUUCUCGGUUGUCGUCUUUAGUUCGUCGAGGUCUUCUGGGGUCUGUCUCA
Messenger RNA from Aegilops tauschii subsp. strangulata, 903 nucleotides. The record is from RefSeq and is a predicted model, not a curated record. NCBI's taxonomy places the organism in Eukaryota, Viridiplantae, Streptophyta, Magnoliopsida, Poales, Poaceae.